This is a messenger RNA of Striga hermonthica, 321 nucleotides long. NCBI's taxonomy places the organism in Eukaryota, Viridiplantae, Streptophyta, Magnoliopsida, Lamiales, Orobanchaceae. The record is from the annotation of a GenBank genome assembly.
GGAAAGAAGGAAGACCGUCGGAUUAAAGCUAGAUCGUGCGGCGGGGAUAUUAAAUGGCACGGUACUCCAAGCGGGCGCGUUAGGCGAGGGGGCGUCAUCAUUAAAGCAUCUGACACACGCGAAAAGGUGGCACGCGUGGCGAAAAAGUGGGCGCGACAAGAAAGACGUGGGACAGGAAACUUUAUUACUGGAAAUUAAUGAAGAAUUAUUCAAAAGAAUAGGCGGGAAACCCUUCAACUGGUCGACACCCAAUGAUGGGCCACCCAGAAGAUCGAUAAGCAUGAACUCACUCUUAGAUCGAGUCAUUCAGACUCGACCAGA